AAGCGCUAUGUACGCAUUUACAUAUGUGCUGAAAGACGUUUAUAACCUAUCAGAUGCCGUAUAUCGUACAUCUACGGCAUCUCCACAUUGGAAACGUAAUUUUCUUGUUUCCUACGAUUUUCUGCGAUAAAUGUUACGAUUCACGUAAUGUACGUAAGAAAACCUCGAAAAAGGCGGAUUCACCCAACCCUGGUGGUAGGGGGUUCGGGUCCACCAUUUUCUUCGCGUGGUGGGGGGUUUCAUAACAGCGACGCGAGUGGACGCGAGGCUGCGUGAUCGGAGGCAGGAUCUCCCCGCUUCCGCGAGGAGGCGCCAGUAAUGGCCGGCGAAAUUUUCGCUUCCGCAGCGCGACAGGGCCGCUCCCGGCCUCCUUGGCGUUUCCCGGCCCGUCUCGCGUCCAGUCUCCCGGCCUCCCUCGUCCUCGGCGCAAUCUCGACCCCGGAGUGACGCGGGGCGAGAAAGUUCACGCGAGGAGACGCGGAUCGAGUAACCGUAAGUAGAGGCGCGCACGACGAGAAUUAUCCACCCGGCGGGUGAGCACGUUUCCGACCCCUCCACCCCCGGGCCGGCGAGCUGACAUAACCCCAACGUGACACGGACCGACACCCUGCGUCACGCCCGACAUGUAACGGAUCGUCGGCCGCGGGGGCUGGUCGUCUCCGACUGUAUCUCCUUGGAAGCUGGCGCAGAGGAGAGAGGGAGAGGAUGACGGAUUUGGACAAAUUCCGCGUCGUCAACGAAAUAAGCCCCACGAAGACGUAUCAUCUUCCUUUUACUGGAGAAGCGGCCGGGCACGGGUGCGAUCGAGAAGGCCGUUCCGGAGCGCAGGGUGGCAGUGACAGGGGUGGCGAGGUUCACGGGGGUGGGCCCAGGGGUGGCGUCAUGGACUCUCAUCAGCAGCAGUUCUGCCUCAAGUGGAACAGCUUUGGCAGCAACCUGGCGACCGCCUUCUCGAACCUCUUCAAGAGCGAGAGUCUCACCGAUGUCACCCUUUUCUGCGAGGGAGUCACGUUCAAGGCGCACCGGCUGAUCCUGGCGGCGUGCAGCAAGCACUUCCAGGAGCUCUUCGAGGGCAUGCCGCCCUCCCCCGCGGGCCUCAUCGUCAUCCUGGACGGAACGAGUGCUCACGACAUGGCGGCCCUCCUCGAGUUCAUGUACCGGGGCGAGGUGCACGUCUCCCAGGAGUCCCUCAGCUCCUUCCUCAAGGCCGCCGAGUGCCUCCAGUCUGACGUUUUCCUUCCUCAGGUGAAGGGUCUGUCGAUCGAGCACGAGAAGCUGGCGGUGGCGCAGAGGCACGCCGCGGAAAAUAGUAACGCGACGCCUGGGGAGGCCGCCCCCGCCGCCGCCCCCGGCCAGGGGGCAGGGGACGCCGAGGGACCCGCCGGGCCCCAGGGGUCCAACAAGAGGACCCCCACCCCGGCUCCCUCCCCCGCGACCGCCUAUUCCGUGCCCAACCCCUACUCCACCCCACACUACUACGAGAGCCCUCAGAAGAGACACAUGAGAUCGCCCAGCGACGUGGACGCCCUGGGACGAGCCAGCGUCCUGAGGGACGGAACCGCCUUCCGGCCGGCGUCCGCGCCGCAUCCGCUGCUCCUGGAGAACCAUCUUUAUCAGCCGUUCCCUCACCCCUCGGAGACGCCCGCGCACCCACACACGGCCCCGCACACCCCCACGGAACUGGAACGAGAGUUGGAACGCGAACGCUCGGAGGAACGAGGAAACGGGGAGCGCAAGGAGAGCGUGGCCGAAGAUCUGCGGAUCAAACAGGAACCCAUGGCGAUCUCCGACCGGGAGAGGGCCGAGAAGCUGGUGGAGCGGCUCUCCGGAGAAGUGUACAGCGGGGACAGGAGGAGAUUCGAAGCCGGGUCCUAUGGGUCGCCGGGGGAGCACUACCCCCAUGGGGUGCAGAUGGGGACCGGGAUGGUGCCCCUGCCACCGACCCCACAACCCACCUCCGACCUCAACCCUACCCCGACCACCCCCGCCAUGUGGAACUCCAAGGUGAACAAGGCUGGCACCGUCACCACGCCGGACGGUAAGAAGCUGAAAUGUCCGUUCUGCGAGCGGCUCUACGGGUACGAGACGAAUCUGCGAGCUCACAUCCGGCAGCGCCACCAGGGCAUCCGCGUGCCCUGCCCCUUCUGUUCGAGGACCUUCACCAGGAACAACACGGUGCGGCGCCACAUCGCCCGGGAACACAAGCCGGAUAUCGACGAGAAGGCGUUCCAGCAGUCGAACAACCACUCGGUGGCGGACUCGGUGCCCCAAUAACCGGGUUCCCGAGGGACCCGGACUUCUACUAGAGUUACCUGCAGGGUGCCGGGAGCGCCCUCUCUCUUCGCUCGGCUCGUCGCCGACCGGUGGGCCCGUUGAGUCCGGAUCGUCGCCGACCGGCGGGCCCGUCGAGUCCGGCCCGUCCCGGGAGUCCCGAGGGACGGGCCGGUUCCCUGUCCCCUUCGAGGAGGGACGCGCGCGGGAGUGACGAGGCGCGGGCCGCGGUUCUGGCUGGAUCUCUCAAUUUUCUUUUUUUUUUUUUUAACCGAUUUUCAUCCAAUUUACGCUGAGAAAAAGAAAGAGUCAUUGGACCGGAGAAAUGUUUCUUUUAAUUGUAACGAAGGUACAUUUCGUUAAUUCAUGGAGCUCGACUGGAAUAAACUCAGAUAGAUUGUCACAAGUCGGAAGAAGCGUUUCCUCCGAUUUAUUCCAGUUUAUUUCAGUCGUGUAAUUAUUCUUUGAAUUAACGAGAGAUUUAUUCGGUUCAAUUGUGCUUUUUCUUUAUCAGCGUACGACCGAUGCGGGGUUACAGGGGGAAUUUGAUGGGGUUGAAAUUUGGCCCGAAUGGUCGAUCCUAUAUUUUUCUUACCGUUUUUCAAUUUCUUUUUUUGUUUAUAUCGAAUAUCUCGACCCCAUGGCAGAUUUGCUGGGGAUGUUUUUACUUUCUUCCCUUCGGAUUUUAUUUUUUAAUCUCUUUAAUGUUAAUCUCUCAGGCUAAUGGGAGAUCUUGAUGGCGAAGACCCACAGGAACGUUUUUGAAAUUCGGCCGAAAUUUUCAAUCCUUUCAUUUUCCUCCCCCUCGUAUUCUUAUUUUUUUUUUUUAAUUUAUUUUAAUACCAUUUCCAACCUCGUUUUCGUACAAUCCGUCGAUAACCGGUUAAAACAGUCGAGCCGACUGUAUUUGUUUAAACUUGAAUUGUUCCAUUAUUUUACGAUCGCGUUUUUGAGAUCUUAAAAAAAAAAAAAAUGGUCAUCCACAAAUUUGGCCAAUUUUUGGCCACUCUGGGACCGCGGGAAGCGCCCCGCAAGUUUUCCAUCGUACUUGAGAGAUUCAGGCGAGCGUGUAGAGAAACUAUAUUAAACUAUACCGAUAUAUAUAAAAAUAUAUAUAUAUAUAUGAGACAGCGAGGAGGAGAAACGGAAGGACCGAAAAGUAAUAUAUCGGCGCCGGAGCGCGUGCGCUGCAAAUCACAAAACUAGUCAAUGAAAGUGCAACCGUCAUGUAAGAAUAAUUCACUAUACUAUAGAAGAGGCGAUAUAUAGUCGGCGAUGGAAUACAGGAAAACGGGAAAUAGUAAUACGGGGAUACAGUCGAGCAAGAGAGCAUAUAUAGUAAUAGGAUAGCAAGCGAAUCGCAGCCAAUCACUACUCAGGAAAUAGUUGUCAAAACGAGAAACAAGAUCCGCCCUACGAUCUUAUUUUUCCUAUCGUCAAGAACGUCGAAAAGAACAAUUAAUCGAGAAAGAGAAAGAAAAAUACCGCGGACAAAACUACUGCCACUAUCACAAUAGCAAUCUAAGUACAAUAUUUACUGCGAUGGAACUUCUACUACUACUACUAUUACCACCUACUACACUACACCGUUUCUACACCUAGUAAUGUUUAUUACUGUUAAAGUCGAGCCUAGGAUGGAACUAUAGUUGAUCGUAGGGUUUAAGUUACGUCACAUACAGUGCCAAAACCAGAAAAACUAUACAUGGUGUCCCGAAACACUGGCUGGACCAUUUAAGGCGGGAAAGAGGAUAACAUAACCAGGCAAAAGUUCCUUUUCUAUUUUUUUCUACCAUCGGUACUUCUCGAGUUAUAAAUAAAUUAAACCGACCAAUCGCGAACGCGCGGGAGAUUUGAAAAGUUAAGCCAGUAUCUCGGUAAGUACCGAUCGGAGAGAAAAAUGGAAAAGGAACUUUCGACUGGAAAUGUUAUUCUCUUUCUCUAGAAAAAAAAAAAAUAAAAAAAAAAGGUACCAGUGUUUUGACCCACUCUGUGUUAAUGGAGACUACUUCUAUGCUGGGUUUAACGCGCGAGCGCCACCGCGUACAACUUUUCGGCUUUCGUUUCGAAAAGACGUGUGUCGAGGAAAUUCCAAACAUAACGGAGAUACUUUUUAUACGCAGAUACGGAUCUUACUUUUGUACGUGAGGGGAGGGGGAGCAGGUCGUACGAAGUGUCACUAAAAAUAUUAACCACGAGAAAAGAUGAAUAUAUAUAUAUAUAUUAUAUAUUUUCGGAGCCGAGCACGAUAAUAGCGGAACCAAGCUAGUGAUAAGGACUUCCCUUUCAGUAAUACCAAUUUCGAGUGUCCUGGAGGAUGUUAAGUGAUAUAACGUUAAGUAACAAACGGAAAGAAAAGAAAAAUCGCCGGCGGUGUCGUUAUCGAUAACUUAUCAAAACGGAUUUUUGUACCGCGCAGUCGCGCCCGAAAUUUCUACCACACGCGUUUUUUAUAACUUUUCAUAUACCAAGGUGGAGGGGGAACCCGAGACUCGUUGGCGAGGUGUCUCUUAUCACAGGAGUUCCUUAUCACGAGGUCGAUUCCGCGUGGCGAGAUCGGUAGGCGCGUCGGGACGCUAUUCAGCAGAUCAAGGGAUACCAAUUUUGUUACCUAUUUACAGUGUUUAAUAUCGAGGACUUUUGUCCUAAGCAAUAGUCGCAAUAGUGAAUUGAAGCUAAACUAGGCAUCGAUCGCGGGUAAAACAUGCAAAAUAGACGGUGAAAAGGAAGGAAAUGUAACACGAAGGGGGAUCGAUCGAGUCGCGGAUAUAGGAACGAUUACAAUAGAUAAAUGGAGAAAUAUAUAUAAAUAUAUAUAUAUACAUACCUGUGUAUAUAUAUGUGUACAUUACAUGAAUAAUAGUUAGAGAUACUCCUAGUCAGGAUGGCACCGCGAUAUUACUUGUUGCAGUAUUUACACUUUUUACAGAUUUUCUUUCUUUUGUUACGGGGAUAUGGAAAAGAGAAAGAGAGAGAGAGAGGGAGGGAGCGAAGGUUUAAAGAGUUACCUCACAACGAUAUGCCUAUCGUAAGUUAUCAAAGACAAUAGAUGAUAGAGAGAAUUAUUUAAUGUUUAGAACGACGAAGUGCUUUACGUACCUACGCGAGACGCGGCGCCCAAAGAACGGUUCAUUUCUCAUUUUCGAGUCCAACAAAGCAUGUGUUACACACACGACACACACGCACACACACCGCUUGCACAAUAUCCACGAUCUUAAAGGAAACCGGGGUGUCACUACCUCAUUAUAUUGUCCGACUUUUACGUGCAUACAGGGAAAAUGAAUGUCGACAGCCUUUCCCGAUUUUCAGGCCAAUUUAUUCCGGGGACUUCGAUGCCUCUCGCGAAGACAAGCGCGAUCGACUACGACCAGUCGUGGAAAACUGUCAAUUAUUAAAGUAAAUAAAAAUGACACAUUGAAAAGUUGCUGGUCCCAUGGCGUGGAAGAGACACGGUGUAUUAUCCACGUGCAGAAAGAAAAAGAAAAAUUGUUCAUACGAGUACAUUUCUGGUGGUUCUACGUCAUCACAAUUCCGAAGAAACGUCGUAUACAAUUUAUUGGAGUUCGAGUCAAUUUUUUGGAUUAACUAAAUAUUUCUCCGGUUGAAUUUUCUCAGGGUGGGAUUGCAUCUUGUCUCUUUGACGUAAUGGCUGGUCCGUAUCGAACGAAAUCAUGGAUUCUAGGUAUGCCGCAGGUUUUUGCCCGUGCCUUUUUCACUCGACUGCCCGAAAUCGCAUUUCUACGUACAUUCCACCGAGAUGCGAGUUUUCUCGAUAAAGGGUCUCUCGAAGUCCCCGAGCCGAAAAUGAAUAUAUAUUUACCCUCGUCGAGAGUAAUUUUGGAGUAACAGCAUAUACGUAUACAAAGAUUUCUACGAAUAUAUAAAUAUAUACAAAUAUGCACAUACGUGAAUAUCGCAUAACGAAGAGGUGAUCCGAAAUUGCGCGACCGAUUGCGAUUGGCCAAUUUCGAAAUACCUAGAGAAAAAAAAAAAGAAAGAAAGAAAGAAAAAAAGCCCUUCGCCGCGUUUCUUUUUUUUUUUACAUCAGAAUCGACAUCGAUUACCGCGACACGCCUUUUCGACACGCACCCACACGCUCGUACGCAUACCCAGUGACGUCAGGGACCCUAAAAAAAGGGGGUUGCAUAAAUGAUAAAGGAGAGAGACAGCGAAGCUCCUCCAUUUCCGGUCUUCGGGGGGGAAAUUCGAAGAAAAUGGAGAAAAUGGGGGAAAAAAAUAUGGAGGACAAAAAAAGAUGUGAAGAAAUUCGGGGAGACAAGAGAGGAGGUUUGGCGUGUCAGAAUCGCACUGAGUGUCUCAAGUGAGAGUCUAAAAAAGUUUUCGGGGGGAGCAGGGCGAGGGGGAGGGGUGUUCCGAAAUCGGGAAAUUGAAACCCACGAGGGGGAAUUUUGAAUUUCGAUGAGCUGGGGGGCCAAUGCCCCCGCGUGUGCGGAUGUGAAUUUAGACACGGCGGUUUCUACAUAUGUACACGCGUACACGCACACACGCACACGGCCACACAUUACAUACGUACGCGCGCCCGUACUGAGUGUAUAUAGAGUCCAUGCGAGUAUGUACAGCUCCGGCAGGCGGGGGUUUAUUUUUUAAGAGAGUUUUCGGGGGUGCUUCCCCCCCUGGAACCUCUGCUGAGCAGAGCGGAUCUUUGGGGGAAAAGGACCCCCGGACAUUUAGGGUUACGUUGACGUUGUUGCGUUUUUUCGCCCACCCCAGGUGGCGGUUUUUCUCUUUUUCCGAGUUUCCGAGUUACACUCGCGGCUACGCGUGCGCGUACGCACGCACACGGACAUUGACACGGCGGCGUUGAAAAAUGCAGAGAAGGGUUGGCGACCCCCCUCGAUAAAUCCCGGGGGGCGGGACGAGUACCUAGAUAAUCAAUGUAAAAUUAUUACGAGGAGUAAUUAGGAUUAAUUGUACUGUCACGAUGUGCGAGAGCGUCGCAGGGGGCGGAGAACGUGCGUAUGUAUAGUUAUGUAAAUGUAUGUAACGACCGAUGGCGGCGCCACCGCCGGGCAAGGUGGAUACUACACGCAACGAUAAGUCCUGGGAUUUUAGGUGUACAUGCAGUUUAAUCGAGGUCUGUAACACCCAUGUGUAAUUCCAACGUCAGUUUAAUCUGUACAGAUCGGUUUACACCGACUAAUCGUUACGUGUGUAACCACCUUAAGCGCUGGCACCCCUCGCACCUUCCUCCGUUCGCCGAUUGUUUAUAGCUUUUUCUUUUCUUUUUCAUCUUUUCCGUUGGACUUUUAUCGGCGGUUCCUCCGGGAAAGAAAAUCCCGGAGGAGCGGUGCCUCGUCUCGAGGGUGGAUUCGACUUUGGAUUUUUUUUUUCGGAGAGGGAGAGCGAGGGGAGGACCUUGCGAGGGGGUGCAAAGGGUUUCGAGAGGGCCGCGAACGCAAUCGGUGGCAAUUAUUUGUUUUUUCUUUAUCUUCAUCUUCUUCUUUGAGGGGGCUAGGAAAGUGUGAGGAAUCCCGCUGGCAAACUUGCGAAAUUCGACGAAGAGGCCGUCGCGCGCCCUGUUGAAAUUUUAACCAAAACCCUCUAUCACCGGUGUAAAGAUACUUUAUAUAUAUACAAAUAUAUAUAUAUAUACAGAUACGCGUUACGCGCGUGUACACGCACGCGCGAGUGCGUAGGUACGCGCGUGUACCCGCGCGUCCCUAUUAUUGUACUACGCAGUAGGAUAAUAUGUUUCAUGUUGUUUAUAUAUUAUGUGUUUACGGAUUCAAAAUCCUUUAUAGAUGUCGUGUGUGACACAGCGUGGCUGGGAACACCCCCAGAGCCUAUUUGACGAAAUCGGCGCCCGAUCACUUUGCAUAAACAAUUAAUUUCCUAUCCACACACUUCAAAGAAAUCUCGUUAAUUAGAACAUUUAAUUCUAUCAUCAAGUCGACCGUAUCGAGGAACUACCGCGUUUGUCAGGAAAUCCAAGAUGGCGUCGGUUGGUCAAAUGGCGCCUCGAGAUUAAGCCUCGGCUCUGUUAGGAGGUUCUCGAAAAACCUGGCUAUGCGUUUCCGCAGCGGAGCCAGGGUUUUCCGCGCGUGCCCAUCGUUUUGCGAGUCGGGUUUUGCAAAGAAUUUGAGCGAACGAGAGAAAGAAAGAAAGGAAAAAAAGAACCCUCCUCCACCGAGAGAGUACGCACCACACGAGGUACCUACAGCAUGUAAGGGAGAUAAAAAAUGGAAUAUUAAUAAUCGAUGUCAUUCGCUGUACCUACACCAUCCGGAGUGUACUCGCGGCUGUACCGUUUAAGCGUAUAUAGUAUUUAAAAUAGUAUGCAGUAAUGGCGACCGCGAAUAUUAACGAAAAUGAAGAUAUAUCCGACGCGCGUGCGCACGCAACGCGGGGCUUCGAUUACUGGGGCGGCGGUCCUGCGUGCCGCGGAUUAUAGUACAAAGUAAACAUAAUUCUUAAGUACUAACGAGUAAAGGGAAGACCAUUAUAUUCAAAGGGCAUUCACGUGACCCACUGUACACGCUGCGAAUCUAAGGGUUAUUCGAGAGGGAAGAAAGAAACGGCUAGGACGUCGCGGAUGAGGUGGAGGUCUCCAGGGUCGCCGGAGGGGCGUUUACAAUAACCAAUUAAUAACGAACAAUGUCCGCACAUUCUAAAGGACAAUUACCGGAUGUUCUUCAGGGAGAAAUUUAGACCGUAGACUAUUUUUCAAGGGCAUGGGAUGUAGGAUUACCGGGAACGUUACGGCCGCCAUUUUGGUACCGUCCCUCCGCGGUCCCUCGGAGACUUCAACGCCUGCAAUUACCGACACGAUGCGAAUCUUCCGACUGACAUCUCGGCACACCGCGUGCAAGUACAAAUGCUACCUCACCUACGCGAUUAAAUAUACAGGGUGCACCGACCUUCGUAACGUCACUGUACAUACACACGACGGUAUUUAACUGUAGAUGAAGGAAAGGGGAAGAACGAUCGUGAGUUACUCAGCGGGUUACACGGCAUGGAGGGGAAAACAAAAAAAAAAAAAGAAGAAAAAAAAUACGAGAA
Orussus abietinus is the source of this 9288-nucleotide messenger RNA. It is a transcript of the gene chinmo, whose product is annotated as zinc finger protein chinmo. The transcript has 8 exons. The record is from RefSeq and is a predicted model, not a curated record. Bases 706 to 2274 code for a protein of 522 amino acids. Lineage: Eukaryota; Metazoa; Arthropoda; Insecta; Hymenoptera; Orussidae. Gene Ontology annotation, cellular component: nucleus. Gene Ontology annotation, biological process: regulation of transcription by RNA polymerase II. Gene Ontology annotation, molecular function: protein binding.